This is a messenger RNA of Strongylocentrotus purpuratus (purple sea urchin), 2423 nucleotides long. Its product is annotated as caspase-3. NCBI's taxonomy places the organism in Eukaryota, Metazoa, Echinodermata, Echinoidea, Camarodonta, Strongylocentrotidae. Gene Ontology annotation, cellular component: cytoplasm. Gene Ontology annotation, biological process: proteolysis; regulation of apoptotic process; apoptotic process. The coding region runs from base 123 to 1367 and encodes 414 amino acids. The transcript has 10 exons. The record is from RefSeq and is a predicted model, not a curated record.
UGGCGCAAUGCAACUGUCCUGCUAGCUGUACUGCACAUGCCAAUGUUAACCAGCGAAAUAGAACAAGGAAAUCUUGAGUUGGAGCUAACAUUUUCUUAGAAAGUACGAGAAAACAGCUGAGAAUGAAGAAGGCGGACAGAAGUACCAUAACGAGGAACAUCGUGACCCUCUCAAGGGACAUGGACUUUGUGAGCGUGACCCAGGAACUUCUUGCCCGAGGCAUCUUUGAAAAUCAUCGCAUAGAGAAGUUUAAUACGGAGCCCAGCGAGAGGGGGAAGAACAUGGCGCUCUUAAUGGACAUAGAGACGAGGGGUCCCAGGGCCUUCACUAGCCUAGUAGAGGCCCUGAUCGAGGCCAACCAGGAACAUUUAGCAAAGUUGCUAGGAUACUCGGCGUCUGGACCUUCACAGGGCCAGAUGGGCCAGGCACAGGCUACAACAGCUCAUGACAAUAGACCAGGUCCGUUUGGUCAACCUACCAAGCCAGUGCCAACGGUUUGGCCUGCCAAUGAUGGCCAUGGUGACUACAGCUCAACUCCGAUGGAUGUUUCAGGCUCGUAUCCACAAAUUAUGUUGGAUAGUGGUCUUGAAUACAAAAUGAAAUCUCAACCUAGAGGUAUAGCAGUUAUCAUCAACAACAAAAACUUCAAUGCCAUGCUGAAGCUGGGUCACAUAUUGGAGGACAGGCAAGGAACAGAUGUAGAUCGUGAAAAAUUAAAGAAUAUGUUCGAGCAGCUCCAGUUUCAAGUUUCUGUACACAACGAUUGUACAGGCAUAAAAAUUAAGGAAAUCAUUGAACAAAUGAGGAAUUACAACCACUCCAGCUAUGACUGCUUCAUUUUAGCCAUACUUAGCCAUGGGAAUAAGGGGGACGCUAUUUAUGGCACGGACGGCGAUCAUUGGACCUUAGAAUACAUAAUGGAUCAGUUUGGAGCUGAUCUAUGCCCGACUUUGAGUGGAAAGCCAAAGCUCUUCUUUGUACAAGCAUGUCGAGGAGGGAAAUAUGAUUACGGAGUACAGGUAAAUGCAGUAGAUGAAGCUGAUAGUUCUGCAUCCACCCGUAAGAUGCCCUGUCAGAGCGACAUGUUCCUUGCAUAUUCAACUGUGCCAGGAUAUGUAUCAUGGAGGAAUGCAGGUGGAAGCUGGUUUAUUCAAGCUUUGACAGACGUCAUUCCCCCACUCGCAGGAUCAAUGGAUCUUGGCACUAUGAUGACUAGGGUCAACAACAAAUUAUCUAGAGAUUUUGAGUCCGUUAGCGAGGAGAAAUAUAAGCAGGGAUGUAAGCAGAUUUCAGCCCCUGUCAAUAUGCUUACAAAGGAUCUCUACUUCUUCUCAAAGCAAGACAGGGAAAACUUGACAUACAUGUAACAAGGUCGGCUAGAAGAGGCAACUGUUCUAGCGAGGAUAUAUAGAAGGGAUUUGACUCACAUACAACCUCUUCGACUUGAACUUCAUUGGCUGCCUGUACGACAGAGAAUAGCUUUUAAGAUCCUACUACUGGUCUACUAGUCUCUCAACCACCGAUGUCCCCCGUAGAUAGCUGACUGCAAUAUGGUUCGUCGUCCUCAAGUCCGAAAUACCCGCUCAGCAUCACCCAUCAGGAUCACUCAGUGUCUUUCUAACAAAUAUGCUGGUGAAUUGUCUUUCCCGGCAUCGAUUGCUGCAAAACUGUGAAACCAGCUACCUACUGCUGUGCAGACGGCCUCAUCUGUUGACCACUUCAAGAAAUUAAUCAAGUCACAUCUAUUCUGCUAGAAAUUACUUUAUUACCAGCCUACUUUUACUGAUCUUUGAGAAGUGACUAACUUUUGUUUAUAAGUGGCCCAAACAUUGUGGAGCGGUGUAUGCAGCGCAUUGUAACUGCAAGGGAAAGGGGCUAUAUCAAAUAUCUUUUGGAUUGGAUUGGAUCAACGGGGGUAAUUGUUCAUUAUAUUAUUAAAUAGAAUCAUAGUCUUACAGAAACAUGCUAUACGUAUUGUUAACAAUGUACCACCACUAUCCCAUACUGAUCUUUUAUUUUAAAACUUCAACAUUUUUGAAAAUAAUGAAAAUAAAUAGAUUACAGAUUGCAUUUUUUAUAUUUUUAUAAUUUGACAACCUUUUACCCCAGACAUUUUAGUGGUCCUUUUUCUUUGAUUUUGCAAUCCACAAUUACAGUACUCGUACAUCAACUUUUAUACAACACCUACUAAGAUUCUUGCAACCUUAUUGGUCAAUUCUUGAUCACAUGACAUGCGCUAAAAGUACCAUUGAACGGCAUCAUUCUCCAGCCGUGCAAUUCCGUUUGAUCCUUUCGCACCAUUGCACUCUGACGUCACUAACAAUGUACAAAGUAUAUGGUGAGCUAAGUGUUGCAUUUAGGCCUAGGAAAACUGUUUUAAGCCCGUUAACGUCUGAGGUGUUGUAUAAAACAAAUAGUGAAUG